CUCACCUGGAAAAGUGAUAAUUCACUCAGGUUGGCUACAGGAACAUGAAGGCAUGAUUGGUAUGUACUGGUGAGAAGAUUCCCUCGCCGAAGAUAUCUGCAAGCUGCAAGCCUGAGCUGAGGUGAGAUCCGAUGGAGGGGAGCGGCGGCGGCAAGCACUUCAUCCUCGUCCACGGCCUCUGCCACGGCGCGUGGUGCUGGUACAAGCUGGCGCCGAUGCUCCGCGCCGCGGGGCACCGGGUCACCGCGCUCGACAUGGCCGCGUCCGGCGCGCACCCGGCGCGCAUGGACGAGGUGCCGUCCUUCGAGGACUACUCGCAGCCGCUGCUCGACGCCCUGGCCGCGGCACCGCCCGGCGAGAGGCUGGUCCUGGUCGGGCACAGCCUCGGCGGGCUCAACCUCGCGCUCGCCAUGGAGAGAUUCCCGCGCAAGGUCGCCGCGGCCGUGUUCCUCGCCGCGUGCAUGGCGUGCGCCGGCAGGCACAUGGGCGUCACCAUCGAGGAGUUCUCCAGAAGAACCCGAUCUGAUUUUUUCAUGGAUAGCAAGAGCAUGGUUCUGAACGCUGAUCAAGGUGCUCGGCCUGCAGUCGCGCUUGGCCCCAAAUUGUUGGCAGCGAAAUUGUACGAUCGAAGCUCAGUCGAGGACCUGAUGCUGGCUACGUUGCUGGUGAGACCAGGCUGCCAGUUCGUGGACGACCCGACGAUGAGGGACGAGGCUCUGCUCACCGACGCCAACUACGGGUCGGUGAAGAAGGUGUACGUGGUGCUCAAGGACGAUGCUUCCACCUCCGAGGAGAUGCAGCGCUGGAUGGUCGACCUGAGCCCUGGCACAGAAGCCGAGGAGCUCGCCGGAGCCGACCACAUGGCCAUGUGCUCAAAGCCCAGGGAACUCUGCGAUGUUCUUCUCAGGAUUGCCGACAAGUAUGACUGAGAAUGGUUGUGCACAUCCAGCCGUACAACAAGCAUGCCAGACCAAAUUCCAAAGGUCCGUUAGAAAAAAGAAUUCCAAAAUCUAGUACACACUUCGAUCCGAAUUAAUGGAGACGAUCGGAGGGAGUAAAGAAAUUCUUUUCGACUCAUGUACAAAUGCCAGAGUGAAGCAUUAGAAUAAGUACCUUCAGGGAGUUCACGCUUAAACUGUUUUUUUACGGUUAAAGCAAAGCUUUAUUAUGAAGACAUGUUGGGCAUUUCGCCCAUUACGAUGA
Messenger RNA from Triticum aestivum (bread wheat), 1203 nucleotides. Its product is annotated as probable esterase PIR7A. The record is from RefSeq and is a predicted model, not a curated record. The coding region runs from base 132 to 929 and encodes 265 amino acids. The transcript is spliced from 3 exons. Gene Ontology annotation, molecular function: methyl indole-3-acetate esterase activity; methyl jasmonate esterase activity; methyl salicylate esterase activity. Gene Ontology annotation, biological process: salicylic acid metabolic process; jasmonic acid metabolic process. NCBI's taxonomy places the organism in Eukaryota, Viridiplantae, Streptophyta, Magnoliopsida, Poales, Poaceae.